AUGCCGCUGCGAGGGAGCCCCGCGGCGCUCCUGCCGCUUUGUCUGCUCUGCCUGCCAGCCGGGCUGCCGCUGCGCGGGCCCCGCUACCACGGCCGCUACGCCGGAUACCUGUGGGAAUUCAACCAGUAUGAUUCCUCAGAGAAGUGUGACAAGGGAGGCAGCAGUUCUCAUGCUCAUGAAGUUACUGAAAAGACGGAGGUGCUGGUGCAUUUGCCUUCUGCUGUCUUGCACAACAAGCGUUACCUGUUCUGUGCUCUUGUGCCAACUGGAGCUCAAGAGGAGCUUGAAGUUACUGCCUCCCAUGGUGACAGCAAAAGAGAUAUUGGAGGAGAUAAAAUAUUUACCUGGAUAUACUCCAGCUACUCUUCUGAUUGGAGGUUGGAGAAGUUACCCAUCGGCAUCAGCCUCUGCGGCAAUGAGGAUAGCAGUGCUCUUACGCCCCUGGAGAGAGCAGUGUACAGUCAGCACUGCCAAAUGGUGUGCCAUGUGUUCACUAUUCCAAUGUACUUCAAGCCAAUGAUCCUAACACUUUGGCUGUCCUAUGGAGAACCUCCAUGUGAACAGUUUCAUUGGAUAUUACAUCUAAGUCCAAUCCAACUCAUCCAAAAAUCAGGAUUCUUUCAAGAGAAAAAGAAGGAGAAGCUGUCAGAACUGAAAAAGUUGUUCUUACAGCUGUACUGCAGAAAGAUAUAUUUGCCUGUGCAAGACAGUGAUAAAGUCAUACGGAUUGUUCCUGACAGUGAGAGGGAAACGCAGAUCCUGAAGGCUGUAUUUGACAGACUUAUGGUGGACCUGUGGCAGCCCAGCAGCACCUCGUACAUCGCCCAAGGUACAGUCACCGACCUGCGAGUACCACACAACAUGUCCCAAAUUCUACUGCCAUCACUCCAGCAGGCCAACAUCCAGUACACGAUUCUCAUAUCAGAUCUACAGAAAGCAAUAGAAAAACAAACUGGAUGGAGGUCACAAAGAAAUCGAAGGUCCCUCCCCAGGUACAACUAUGAAGUAUAUCACCCACUGGAUGAAAUCCAUGGUUGGAUGCAUCAUCUGAAUAAAACUCAUUCAGAUUUUAUUCAUAUGUUCUCUAUUGGAAAGUCCUAUGAAGGCAGACCACUGUUUGUACUCAAGUUAGGUAAAAGAUCACAGCCUUACAAGAAAGCUGUCUGGAUAGACUGUGGGAUUCAUGCAAGAGAGUGGAUUGGACCUGCCUUUUGCCAGUGGUUCGUGAAAGAAGCUCUUCAGACCUACCAGACUGAUCCUGCCAUGAGAAAGAUGCUAACUCAGCUGUAUUUCUAUAUCAUGCCUGUAUUUAAUGUGGAUGGAUAUCACUUUAGCUGGACAAAUGAUCGAUUUUGGAGAAAAACAAGAUCAAAGAACUCAAGGUUUCGCUGUCAUGGCGUUGACGCUAAUCGCAACUGGAAAGUGAAAUGGUGCGAUGAGGGUGCUUCAGUUCACCCAUGCGACGACACCUACUGUGGGCCCUUUCCUGAGUCUGAACCUGAAGUAAAGGCUGCUGCUCAUUUUCUUCGCAAACAUCGCAAACAAAUAAAAGCCUAUUUGUCCUUCCAUGCCUAUGCACAGAUGCUGCUAUACCCUUACUCUUACAAGUAUGCAACUAUUCCAAACUUCAGCUGUGUGGAAUCUGCAGCCUAUAAUGCUGUUAACGCUCUUCAGUCAGCUUAUGGGAUAAGAUACAGAUACGGUCCUGCCUCGAGCACUUUGUAUGUGAGUUCUGGGAGCUCUAUGGACUGGGCCUACAAGAAUGGCAUUCCCUAUGCAUUUGCGUUUGAGCUGCGCGACACCGGCCACUUUGGAUUUUUGCUUCCCGAGACGCUAAUCAAACCAACCUGCACAGAGACCAUGCUUGCAGUUAAAAAUAUAACUCUGCAUCUGCUGAGGAAAUGUCACUGA
Molecule: messenger RNA, 1911 nt
Organism: Rhea pennata
Lineage: Eukaryota; Metazoa; Chordata; Aves; Rheiformes; Rheidae
Gene: CPA6
Product: carboxypeptidase A6
Exons: 14
Coding region: 1-1911 (636 amino acids)
Biological process (GO): proteolysis
Molecular function (GO): metallocarboxypeptidase activity; zinc ion binding
Source: RefSeq, a predicted model, not a curated record